Messenger RNA from Saccharomyces kudriavzevii IFO 1802, 1134 nucleotides. RefSeq names its product phosphoprotein phosphatase 2A catalytic subunit PPH22 (gene PPH22). Gene Ontology annotation, cellular component: cytosol. NCBI's taxonomy places the organism in Eukaryota, Fungi, Ascomycota, Saccharomycetes, Saccharomycetales, Saccharomycetaceae. The record is from RefSeq and is a predicted model, not a curated record. Gene Ontology annotation, molecular function: protein serine/threonine phosphatase activity. The transcript has a single exon. Gene Ontology annotation, biological process: peptidyl-serine dephosphorylation; mitotic cell cycle. Bases 1 to 1134 code for a protein of 377 amino acids.
AUGGAUAUGGAAAUUGAUGACCCUGUGCACGGUUCCGGUGAAGAUCAGCUGUCGCCUACCCUCGACGAAGACAUGAAUAGCAACGACCACAAGGAUAACGCGAAGGCAGGCGCCAAUGAGGAUCAUGCCGACGGAGAGUUGGAUGAAUUUAACUUUAAGCCUGGCUCUUCAGGCAUAGCAGAUCAUAAAUCCUCCAAACCGCUAAAACUAACCAACACAAGUAUAAACCAGCUUGACAAAUGGAUUGAGCACCUGAGCAAAUGCGAGCCGUUGUCAGAAGACGACGUGGCCCGACUAUGUAAGAUGGCAGUGGAUGUUUUGCAGUUCGAGGAAAACGUCAAGCCAAUCAAUGUGCCAGUGACAAUUUGCGGUGACGUACACGGUCAAUUCCAUGAUUUAUUAGAGCUAUUUAAAAUCGGUGGUCCUUGCCCCGACACUAAUUACCUUUUCAUGGGUGAUUACGUGGAUAGAGGAUAUUAUUCCGUCGAGACUGUGUCCUACUUAGUCGCCAUGAAAGUCAGAUACCCGCAUAGAAUCACUAUACUGAGGGGUAACCACGAAUCGAGGCAAAUCACCCAGGUAUACGGGUUUUAUGACGAAUGUUUGAGGAAAUACGGCAGUGCGAAUGUGUGGAAAAUGUUCACCGAUUUGUUCGACUAUUUUCCCGUCACAGCUUUGGUAGAUAACAAAAUUUUCUGUCUGCAUGGUGGUCUUUCACCCAUGAUAGAAACAAUAGACCAGGUUAGAGACUUAAAUAGAAUACAGGAAGUACCCCACGAGGGUCCCAUGUGUGAUCUGCUAUGGUCCGACCCUGAUGACAGGGGCGGAUGGGGCAUCAGCCCCAGAGGCGCAGGUUUCACUUUUGGCCAAGACAUCAGUGAGCAAUUUAAUCAUACUAAUGAUCUAUCACUAAUAGCAAGAGCUCACCAAUUGGUCAUGGAAGGCUACGCUUGGUCUCAUCAACAAAACGUGGUCACUAUCUUCAGUGCUCCGAAUUACUGUUAUAGAUGUGGUAAUCAGGCCGCUAUCAUGGAGGUGGAUGAAAAUCAUAAUAGACAAUUCUUACAAUACGACCCAUCCGUGAGGCCUGGAGAACCCUCCGUCAGCAGAAAGACACCGGAUUAUUUUCUAUAA